GAGAGGCAAGGUCUAAUGCACGUCUAUAGCUAGAAGAGGCCCAUGUGGUGUGUAUCAAAACCGGGAGACAUUAUCCAACAUCUACCACGUUGAAUAAAGGAAUAUUGAUAUAUGCAGAAUAUAACCUGUUAUGAUAGUUUGUGGGGACAAUUAAGAUUCCAAAGAUGCUGAAAGAAGCAUUGGACGGCCAAGUUACAGUCGUGUACAAUGCAAUCGCUGUGUCUAUUCAGAUCCAGGUUGAGCCAGUGGGCAGGUGGUUCGAGGCCUUCCUGAAGAGGAGGAACCGGAAUGUGUCUGCCUCGUUCCAGGAGCUGGAGGAGGAGGAGGAAGAGUCUGAGGAGUCCGAGGAUGAAGAGUUCCAGCUGGAGGAGUACCCUCUGCUCAAGACACUGGACCCCAAAGACUGGAAGAAUCAGGAUCACUACGCUGUUCUAGGAUUGGCCCAUAUGAGGUGGAAAGCCACACAGAAGCAAAUCAAAGCUGCUCAUAAAGCAAUGGUGUUGAAGCAUCACCCUGACAAGCGGAAAGCUGCAGGAGAGCAGAUCAUAGAAGGAGACAACGACUACUUCACCUGUAUCACUAAAGCAAUAGAGACCCUGUCGGACCCCGUGAGGAGGAGGGCGUUCGACAGCGUGGACCCCACCUUUGAGAACACCGUGCCCUCCAAGACCGAGGCCAAGGAGAACUUCUUCCCGAGCUUCACAGCCGUGUUUGACAGGAAUGCCAGGUGGUCGAUUAAAAAGCACGUCCCAAAACUGGGAGGCUCAGACGCCACGUUUGAAGAGGUGGAUAACUUCUACUCGUUCUGGUACAACUUUGACUCCUGGAGAGAGUUCUCCUACCUAGACGAGGAGGAGAAGGAGAAGGCUGAAUGCCGUGAUGAGAGGAGGUGGAUUGAGAAACAGAAUCGAGCGUCACGAGCCCAGAGGAAGAAGGAGGAGAUGAACCGCAUCCGCGGACUAGUUGAUACGGCAUACAGCCUUGACCCGCGGAUAAAGAGGUUCAAAGACGAGGAGAAGGCCAGGAAGGAGUCUGAGAAGAAGGCCAAAGUGGAGGCCAAGAAGAGGGAGCAGGAGGAGAAGGAUAAGGCUCGGCAAGCAGAGCUGGACGCUGCUCGACUGGCCAAGGAGAAGGAAGAGGAGGAGGCCAAGCAAGCCGCCCUGCUGGUCAAGAAGGAGAAGGACGUUCAGAAGAAAGCCAUCAAGAAGGAGCGACAGAAACUCAGGACUACCUGUAAGAACUGCAACUACUUUGCCUCCAACGAGAUGGACAGUGUGAAGAUGCUGGAAGAGGUGGAGAAGCUGUGUGAUCGCCUGGAGCUGGUCAGUCUGCAGGCCCUUAAUGAGGUGCUGGGCGCUGGGAAUAAAGAUGAGAGCAAAGCAGCGCUGGAGAAACAGGUGCAGGAGGUGAACACACGGAUCCAGCGGGAGCGGGACGCUGAGGUCCAGGCCCAGCAGGCGGCCCGGGCCGCGGAGCAGGCCAGCGCAGGGGGCGGGGCGGAGAGCCGCAGCUGGAACCAGGAAGACCUGCAGCUGCUCAUCAAAGCAGUCAACCUCUUCCCCGCCGGAACCAACGCCAGAUGGGAGGUCAUUGCCAACUACAUGAACCUGCACUCCAGCAGCAGCCACAAGCGGACGGCCAAAGACGUCAUCAACAAGGCCAAGAACCUGCAGAAGCUGGACCCCCACCAGAAGGAGGAGAUCAAUAAGAAGGCCUUCGAGAAGUUCAAGAAGGAGCACACAUGUGCAGCCACUGAGGUGGACAACGCUGUGCCCUCCGAGAGAUUCGACACCCCAGCGGACUCCAGCGCCACCCCCUGGACCACGGAGGAGCAGAAGCUUCUAGAACAGGCUCUGAAGACCUUCCCCGUGAGCACGGCCGAGAGGUGGGAGAAGAUCGCCGGCGCGGUGCCCGGACGCAACAAGAAGGACUGCAUGAGGAGAUACAAGGAGCUGGUUGAGAUGGUGAAAGCCAAGAAGGCCGCUCAGGAGCAGACUGCAGGAAAGACUAAAAAAUGAAACACACAAGAUGACGAAAGACGAGGAGGAAGCAGAACACACACACGCAUCACACACCGCAGCCUCUGUUCUUUUAACAAUUAUUGUGUUGGUCUUUAUUUUAUAAUAAAAUUUAAAGUAAAUCUA
Messenger RNA from Clupea harengus (Atlantic herring), 2144 nucleotides. It is a transcript of the gene dnajc2, whose product is annotated as DnaJ heat shock protein family (Hsp40) member C2. NCBI's taxonomy places the organism in Eukaryota, Metazoa, Chordata, Actinopteri, Clupeiformes, Clupeidae. Gene Ontology annotation, molecular function: Hsp70 protein binding; ribosome binding. The record is from RefSeq and is a predicted model, not a curated record. Gene Ontology annotation, biological process: 'de novo' cotranslational protein folding; regulation of translational fidelity. Gene Ontology annotation, cellular component: cytosol.